Messenger RNA from Paramisgurnus dabryanus, 3986 nucleotides. The record is from RefSeq and is a predicted model, not a curated record. Lineage: Eukaryota; Metazoa; Chordata; Actinopteri; Cypriniformes; Cobitidae.
GUGUAAAAACGCCCCCUGACACAGACUUCAUUAGACCAACUACAGUUCUGCUUUGCAAGUCUAACUUCUCUGCUUGAUAGCAAUGAAGAAACGCGACAUGUUUGACCAUGUUUAUGAUAACACCCUAUGGAUGAAAAAGAACACACGUGGAGAGAAGAGUUCUGACAAACAGAAGAGGCAUUGUAACUGCAUAAGCGUUCUCUCUGUUGUCUUCUCACUAUCUCUACUGGCUAAUGUUAUACUGGGAUGCCUGUAUUUUAUUAAAAACACAAAUAUGUUUUUGCAUUGUGAGCCGGUAAGAAACUGCUCAAAUUCAGGUCAUGAACAAGUUAACAAAAGCUGCAAGUAUGAAGAGAACUGGAAGUCAUUAAACAACUGCCCAGAUUUGCCAGAGCAGUGGUUGAAAGGCAAAGGCAGUUUCUAUGUUUUCUCCAGCAACAACAAAACCUGGAGCUCCAGCAGGCAGCACUGUCAGAGUCUUGGUGGAGAUCUGGUCAUUAUUAACAACCCCGAAGAAAAGGAAUUUCUUGCCGAGAAAUUAUGUAUAACUGGAAAAUCGAAUCUCUACUGGACUGGCACUAGUGAGAGGAACUGGGAAGGUCAGGAACAAGUCAACUGUUUUGCACUUAAAGGAAAUACACAAGGAAAAGUGUCUUGCCAGAGAAAUGAGAGAAGCAUCUGUGAGAUUCCUUGCCUCUAACAAACAAAAGGCUGAUUACUUUUAUGGUUGUUGAGUUUUUUAAAACUCUUUCCCCGCCAUUGCAGAGUUAUUUCGUCAAUUAAGAGAAAUUGUUCCCUGCUAAUGACGCUGCCAUGACGAGUUUUUACGUUAAUCUAAAUUACCGCUAUUACCCACUAGGUGGCAGUCUUGCCUAACUUAUCAAACACUUAAGUACCCACUGAUUCAAAAACACCAAAAACUCUGAUUGAUAACAAAAGUCCUUAACCAAAUUGGAAUUAUCCCUAAAACCUGCCCAUAUUUGAGAGGUGAAAUCAGUGUUAGUACACUUAAUGCGUUGUUCCAGAAUACACACCUCUGUGUUAUUAUUGGAACAACACAUUCUGUGUUACUUUUAACACAACUUGUGGUUUAUUUGAACAGAAAAUCAACACAAAAUGACACAUUAUGUGUUAUAAUGACACAAAAUGUGUUAAAUGUCAUAACACAAAAAAAUUUGUUAAAAAAUUAAUACACUUUCUUAGAGUUUAUUUAUAGAAGAAAAUUUUCUGGAAGGCAUGAAACUUUUGUGAAAAUCAUUUAAAUGGCUAGUUACUUUUUUUAAAUGCUGGCAGGGAAAAGUUCAAUAUUUCUUUAUUUUACUAAAUAAAAUGUCUUAGCAAUUUUGUCUUACAACAGCGAUGAUAUAUAUUUUUAUAUUAAUAUGUUUAUAAGAAUUUAAUUAUACUUGUUUGUUUACCAUGUAUAUUAUAUUAAGCCAUUCUUAGUCUGUUCGUUUUACAUUGUGUUAAUUAAUAAACCCAGAAUAAUAUAUAUUUAAACUCUCAACAGAGAAUGCAUUAGGUUUAUUUCAAGUCACAUAGUGUAUUUAUGUUGAUUUUAUGCAAUAAAAAGUAAAUUUGCAUAAUUUUUCUGAAAGUUAAGACUGAAUGGACCUGAAAAUCUCAAAUGGUGUAACCGCCAAUUGUGCCAAAGAAUGAGAAUAUUAAAUAUUGUUUCCACCUUGAUGGCAUGUACGCGUUAUAUAUAUGCUGAAAACAGCUCUAUUUUCUAAAUAAUCUUUGACAAAUUAAAAAAUCAUAUUACACUAAAUUAGAUGAUUAUAUUUGAUUCCACAUUUUUUAUUAAUAUAUUUAUUUUUCCAUAAAAAAAAUACUAGUUACACCAAUUGACACAGACCGGUUACACCACAUUGACAUUUUUGCAAUUAUCCCCCAAAUAUUAUUUCCAAAUGAAAUAAAACCAGAAGUUUUAGACUUGGGCUCGGUUGCAUAAAGCACCUUAAGUGUAAUUUUCAAGUUUACCCUUAUGUUUCCCUUAAACUUAAGUGUGUUGCAGAAAAAACCCUUAAGUUUUUUCUGUUGCGUCUCCAUGGCAACAAUAGUAUUUUAUAAUGGCAAAUCUGAGUCGCUGUCGUGAAACACUUAGAUUACCCUUACCUAAAAGAACCAUUUAAGGGAUUAUACUGUAUGCAACACCCUUAAAUUAUUAUCUUGGGUGAGGAGAAUUUACCUCUUAAGUGUCAUACUUAAGGGAAAAACUUAUGGUGCUUUAUGCUACCGGGCCUUGGUCCUCAAAAAAGAAAAUGUAUGCAAGUAAUCUGCAAAUUUAUUUUUAAAUUUUAAACCUUUUACAUUUAAUUAAACCACACCGACACAAAAUAAUUACGGUCAUGUCAUUGACCCUUUUACAUGAUCGAGGUGGAUAUGAGCUACGUAUUUCUAUUUUUUGUAAAGCAUUUCAUUUCUCUUCAAAAGCAAUUUUUUAACUUUUGAUGUACAAUUCAGAAAUAAAACCGUUUUGAUUUUUUUAGACUAAAUGAGGCUAUUUGUCUAUUUUUAUAUGAACUCUUUAAUUUGUGUACUGUGAAACAAGUGUCAAAUAUGUAGAUGUUGAUUAUCAGAACAUGAAAUGUACUUUAAAGCACUAUUAACCAACUGACGGGAAAUUGCGUGCAAGCUUAAUGUUUCCGUCAAAAUGGCUGUGGCUAACCAAAACACCCCCACCAGACACGAAACACCUGCCUGUCUUCUGUAUUUUAUCACAUAUAGGACAAACAAUGUUUUCUUCAACACUGAAUAUAUCUUUUUCCACAUAAGAUGCAUAAGAAAAUGAGAGACUCCAAAUUUAAAGAUGACCGUAAGUGUCUAAUUUUUGACCUUAAUAAACAAGUAAUCUAAAAAAAAACAAGUAAUGACAUACAAUAAAGAUGUUUGAGGAAUUUGAGCACUUCAGUUGUAUCUUAAGUAUACUUUAAGUAUAUAUUGGCCAGAUUUAAAAGACGAGGCCUAUAUUUCUAGACUUGCGUAUGCGAUGUCUUUACCGAAAACAACUUGCACUAUCAUGGCUUAAAAUAUAUCAGUGUUUUGUCUCCAGUAUAGCUAAUGUUUUUCUAAGGUACAUUUAUUAAUGUUAAAUGUCCUAAUUUAUAAGACUUACUUAUUGGCUAAUAUAAGCCCUGACUGUGAAACCAAUCUAAAAAUGCUGGUUAUUUAAAAAAAAGAAUGAACACAAUCCAGAAACAUUUUGUAUUUGACGCAAUAACUGGUUAAAACUACCAUUUUUGGUUGAAACAACCCACCAAGGUUAAAUUACAACCCAAUUGUUUGGGUUUGUCCUUUUUAUAUAUAUAUUCAUGCAUAUAUUUAUGAUAUCCCUUUUCAUAGUUUUGUCAACUUGUGUUUACAAUUAACCAUCAAACCCUCUCUUUUACUAUCAAUGCUAACUUUGUUGAUGACUAUAAGUGAAUCAACGUCCAUUUUCUCCAUUCAACACGGUCACAAAAAUAAUAAACCUUCAGUUUUUAAGUUAUCAAGUGUAUUUUCAUUUGCAGGACAUUGUUCCAGAGCAAUGCUGCGGCUACUCUCUGUUCUUCUGUUUUUGUCUUUGUUAGCAAAUGGGGUACUGACAUACAUGUGUGAGUAUCUUCAUGCUUUCCAAACACUUUUACUGUACAUGUUAUAUUAAACUUAUGGGUAAUUUGCACAAUUUCUAAUUUUAUUUUUAAUCUUAUGGUGAUUCUUAAUGCGGAUUCUUCUUAGAUUACAACAAAUAUGUGAAUCGACAUUGUGAACUAAUUCAGAUAUGUCAACAUUUACUCCAAAUGAAGCAUAUAAUAUUUCUUCAACAAGAAAGGAACAUAUAUUUGAAAAUCUCCCCAUUUUCAGUUUUUGUAGAUUUUCAACCAGUCAUCUCCAAGAAUAAUAGACAACCAAACUAUUGUUCAGAUUUGAAAGAGAAGUGGUUUAAGUCAAAAGGCAGAUUUUAUGUUUUCUCCACUGACACAAUGGACUGGAACAGCAGCAGG